This is a messenger RNA of Cricetulus griseus (Chinese hamster), 686 nucleotides long. It is a transcript of the gene Slc31a1, whose product is annotated as solute carrier family 31 member 1. NCBI's taxonomy places the organism in Eukaryota, Metazoa, Chordata, Mammalia, Rodentia, Cricetidae. Gene Ontology annotation, cellular component: membrane. Gene Ontology annotation, biological process: copper ion transmembrane transport. The record is from RefSeq and is marked provisional. Gene Ontology annotation, molecular function: copper ion transmembrane transporter activity.
CUUGAAAGACUUUUUGCUGACUCUCAUCUUUUUCUGGAAAACUGGAUACUUCCAACCAUAUGGGGAUGAACCAUAUGGGCAUGAACCAUAUGGGGAUGAACCACAUGGACCACAUGGACCACAUGGACCACAUGGACAACAACAGUACCAUGCCACCUCACCAUCACCCAACCACUGCCUCACACUCCCAUGGUGGAGGAGACAUGCCUAUGACCUUCUACUUUGGCUUUAAGCGUGUGGAACUAUUGUUUUAUGGUUUGGUAAUCAACACACCUGGAGAGAUGGCUGGAGCUUUUGUAGCAGUGUUUUUACUAGCAAUGUUUUAUGAAGGACUCAAGAUAGCCCGAGAAGGUCUGCUGCGUAAGUCUCAAGUUAGCAUUCGCUACAAUUCCAUGCCUGUCCCAGGACCAAAUGGAACUAUCCUUAUGGAGACACACAAAACUGUUGGGCAGCAGAUGCUGAGCUUCCCCCACCUCCUGCAGACAGUGCUGCACAUCAUCCAGGUCGUCAUCAGCUACUUCCUCAUGCUCAUCUUCAUGACCUACAAUGGGUACCUAUGCAUUGCAGUAGCAGCAGGAGCUGGGACAGGAUACUUUCUCUUCAGCUGGAAGAAGGCAGUGGUAGUGGACAUCACAGAGCAUUGCCAUUAACGUCAGACUCCAAAUGUGGCCUUAUCAUUUGCUGUA